Molecule: messenger RNA, 2894 nt
Organism: Siniperca chuatsi (mandarin fish)
Lineage: Eukaryota; Metazoa; Chordata; Actinopteri; Centrarchiformes; Sinipercidae
Gene: bmerb1
Product: bMERB domain containing 1
Exons: 6
Coding region: 211-810 (199 amino acids)
Biological process (GO): negative regulation of microtubule depolymerization
Cellular component (GO): microtubule cytoskeleton
Source: RefSeq, a predicted model, not a curated record
CGCACUGCGCAUGCUCCCUACAUCCUCACCUCCACACACACGUCGAGGGACUUGAAAGCUUGAAUAAAGAUGCUCAACGUCUCGGGUCGCAGGAGCCUUGUCACCGGGUGAAACUGAGUUAUCUGGGAGGACGCACGCGGUAGGAACCGUGUAGAUUAUAGCUGAAAGACUCGUUGAAUCCUGGUUUAUGCGCGCGGGCACUCCAUCUACAUGGAACUGAAGAAAUCUAUUUCGGACACCGAGCGCGCGCUCAGGAGCUACGGCGCCGUGUCGGAAACUGCAUGGACGACGGACAAAGGUCAUUCAGAUGUGUCCAUGGCAGAGAGCACCAUGGCUCCAGAGGAGAUCGAGGUGGAGAUGACUCGUAUCCAGCGCCUGCGAGAGGUCCUGGUACGCCGGGAGUCAGAGCUGCGCUUCAUGAUGGAUGAUAUUCAGCUUUGCAAAGACAUCAUGAGUUUAAAGCAGGAGCUGAGACAGAUUGUCGCAGUACCAGAGAAAGACAAAACCAAGAAGCACAAGCAGCGGGAAGAGGAGCUGAUCCUGAAGAUCCAUAAACUGGUGCAGAAGAGGGAUUUCCUGGUCGACGAUGCUGAGGUGGAGAGAUUAAGGGAGCGAGAGGAGGACAAGGAGAUGGCUGAGUUCCUCAGACUGAAGCUGAUGCCUCUGGAGAAGAAGCUCAAAGUCACACAAAAUCCCCCAAAGCCCAAGAGACAAAUCCCGGAGCCGCCGCCCAACAAACCAUCCAUCACCAAGUCAGGAGUGGCCAUCAUUAAGGAUUGCUGUGGAGCCACCCAGUGUGCCGUCAUGUAACUGACAGAGACCUCUUUAUGAUCCCGUCCAUGUGUCAGAAACAACACACUCGCAUCACCUGCCAUGCCAUACAUCAUUUCCUGUGACUCAGAGAACCUCAGUUAGCUGUGUUUCCCCUCGAAACUGUUCAGGAAUCAGGUUUGGAAUUUAAUCGCAGAUAAAGUUUCAGCCCAGAGUUUGGGAACUGAUCCCUAAUCAGUACUCGAGGGGAACCUUACUGUAAGGAGCUUCUGUAAGUGAAGACACUUGUCCACAGUGUAUAGGCAAGAAAGGGGAAAGGAACUGUAAAAGGAAUUCUAAAUAAAAAUCUGAUAAAUAUAUAUCUUAAAUUAGAAUCAGAUUGGGUCAUUCCAUCAUGUAACAUUCCUUUAGGAUUACCUUAUGGUCUAUGAUCAUGUGGUUGAUAAACAGUACCAGCAUUUACCAAACUACAAGCACAAUGUCCACAGAGUGAAGUAUAAAUGUUGGGGUUCUUCGUCUGACAGGAAAAAAACAUCUGUUAUCGUCCCGUCACGUUUGACAACGGGUAUUUAUUCUUCCAUUUCAGCCGUUUAACACCAACCAGUGAACCUCUUUCACUUUCAGGACUCCCACUUUGUUCCCAGGUGGAACGAACACACGUGGUUCAGACAAACAAUAUGGCUGCCAAUUAAGUUGCUGGUAUAUAAAUGCUACACAGUGGUGGCAGCCAGUGGAUGCCUUUGGUACUGGAGCCCAGCAAUAUGCUUUGGCUUGAACAGCAGCUUAGCAGUUUAAUUCUCUAUCUGUGAUUCUGUAAUAUCUGCUGUGCUGAAUAUAAAGCUUUGGCAGAGUCAAAAAACCCUGUGGUGGUCACUGAAAGUUAACAAAAAGGACAAAGCUCACAGAAGUACUGGAUGAAAAUGGGCUUCAGUGCUGACCACUGCAACAUUGCUACAAAGUUGGGUCAUAUUAGGCUGAAUGCCAAUGAAUAGCAUUUCCCUGCUCUAAAAGGAGUCUGGCAACCAGUACAUCUACAUUUUUAUAGCAACGUGAGACAAAGAACAGAACUUCAAAGAGCCCAAAUCAUCUGUGUCAUGGUGCGUCAGUAUCAUUAAAAUUAGAUAAAUAAUUAAUAAUGUCCAAGGGAACAGUCUCAACAGCAGUUCUUUUGUGAUCCUUAAAAAUGCACAAACUGUAUAGAAACGGUGGUCAUAAGAUUAAACCAAUAGGAAUAUGAUGGACAUAUACAGUAUACAGUGCUGUGCUAAAGGAAAAGUUAAACAUCUCAAGUAAUGGACAAUGCAGACUCCAGGAAAAGUUCCCUGUUUGUUUUCAGAUAAAACAAGCAAAGCAUCCUAAUUUAAGUUUCUUUGAAUUGCAUUACAUUGAAACCUGCUAUAAAUUUUUGUAGGCUAAAGCAGAAUCCUCCUAAUUUAAUGUUGUAGAAUAUAUAUAUGGAAAUAUACGCAACCAAUAUUAUAACUUUAAGAUCAUUUUAUAGCACAACAAUGAAACCUAUUCAUUUCACUCUAGCCUAAUGCAUGCAAUCUCAUACGACCCACUUUUGUAGCAGCUUUUUCCACUAGUGAUCUAGUGACCUCAAAACCCUUUCAUUAUUUUGGUUAACCCCUGUAUAUGCCAACACUUAAAAAAACAUUUUAUUCUACAUGGUUGGGUGGUUGUUUUUUUUUUUUUUUUUUUUUAUAUAAAUGAUACACUGUACUUGCUCAUUCUCCAGAAUCACCACAUCAUCUCAGCCAACAGCUAGCGGGAAUUAUUGACUGUUGUAUUAUGACAUCAUUCAUAGUCAUUAUGGAUAUUGCUGACAACAACUUGCAUCCUCUGAAUUUAGUCUUGCGUUUUUAUGACAAACACCAGGAAAUAAAUGCAACUCUCUUGUAAAUGCCUAAAAUAGACAGUGUAUGUUUGAGUGUAUUUAGGACAUUAGCGACUCAUGUCAAGCAAAGUGUUGCUCCUUGUCACUUCCUCUUCCUUCUGAUAACUUAGCGUUCUGUAGUAGUAGUGAAUUUAUUAAAAAAGGUCCUAACGUUGAAUAUUGAACAAAUAUGCAGAAAAUAAGAAACCUGUACAUAUAUGUUUAAAUAAAGAGCAUCUUUCAGGAA